Messenger RNA from Oncorhynchus gorbuscha (pink salmon), 9131 nucleotides. RefSeq names its product collagen alpha-1(XVI) chain-like. NCBI's taxonomy places the organism in Eukaryota, Metazoa, Chordata, Actinopteri, Salmoniformes, Salmonidae. The transcript is spliced from 69 exons. The record is from RefSeq and is a predicted model, not a curated record. The coding region runs from base 305 to 5128 and encodes 1607 amino acids.
AUUGAAUUGAGAGAGAGAGAAUAAAGUUUUCGAACAUCAGCAAGCAGAAAGAGGGGAGGGGAAAGAAGUUGGACAUGAUCACUCUGGCAGUAACUUUUUCUUUCCCCUGGUAGGAAGGCUACAGCAGAAAAAGUAUUGAAGGGAGAGAACAGUGUGGAUUACAACGGGACAGCAGCAAAUGUUUUUGUUACCUGCCUCGGCAGCAUAUAGGCUACUGUAGAUUUUGGAUUAAUGUUGUCGUAACUGCAGAGAUCUAACUAUAGCUGUAGCAGUUGAGGUGUGUGUGUAUCCAGAGGAGUACGUCAUGAGGAAUCUCCGCUUCCUGGUUCUGCUCACCCUCAGCCUCUGGUCAUGUGACCUGGGAGCAUCAUCCAAAGAAGUACAAUGCCCUUCCCAACAGGUAGAUGACUGGAAGUUCCCUCAGACGGCCAGACACAACAUCACAGGUUUCAAUCUGGUGCAGCGCUUCUCCCUGCUCAAGACAGCAGCGGUCAGGAAGAUCCGUAACCCCCGAGGACCCGUUAUCCUCCGACUGGGCAAGACAGCACUCAUCCACCCCACAGAUCAGGUGUUCCCCCAUGGUCUUCCUGAUGAGUUCACGCUGGUCUUUACUUUGCUCCUCAAGAAGAAAACACUGAGAGACAACAUCUACCUCUUCCAGAUCUCUGAUGAACAGGGAUACCCACAGUUCUCUCUUGACCUGAAUGGCCCUGAGGCCACCCUGUCCCUGCGUGCGCGGGGGGCCAACCCCCUGAGUGACCCAGUUGGGUGUUUGUUCAGUGGGGAGGGCGUUGAGUCUCUCCUGGACAGUGGCUGGCACAAACUGUCCCUCAGCGUCCAACAGGGAGCAGCCUCUCUACACGUGGACUGCAGCUCCAUCCAGACCAUGCCCCUGGAGCCCCGGGGAGAGCUACCCACCAAAGGACACACCUUGCUGGGCAUCAGAGCCACUGAUGCUGCCCCUGUGGAGAUGGACAUUCAGCAGGUGAUGGUGUACUGUGACGCCUCCCUGGCCAGUCAGGAGGCCUGCUGUGAGAUACCUGGUGCUCGGUGCCCCCCUGGUGCCCUCAAGAGUCGCCGUGCUGCCGAAAACGAGCUGGAGCAGCAGGUCCUUGCCUUUAAUCAGGAGAUCCUUGGAUCCCAGGGCCUGGCAGAGGAAUUGGCUUCAGUUGGACACGCUGGACAGCACGGAAUGAAGGGAGAGAAGGGAGAUCGGGGUUCAGACUGCAGUGACUCUGGAUCUGGUACAUGCAAAGAGGGACGGAUGGGACAGAAGGGGGAGAAAGGCGAGUCUGUGCUGCCCGCUAACUGGGGAGAAGCUGUCGGACACAAGGGAGAUAAAGGACAGAAGGGAGAUAUUGGUCUCCAGGGACUAUCUGGAACCCCAGGAAAGGAUGGUCGGGCUGGAUCCAUCUGUGUGGUGGGACCCAAGGGACAGAAGGGUACCUCUGGAAAGUUGGGGCCUGAAGGACUAGCAGGAGAACCGGGAAAACCCGGACUUCCAGGAAUGCCAGGAAUUGGAGAACCAGGCCUGCCAGGCCUGCCAGGCACUCCUGGAGGACCUCCUGGAUCAAAGGGAGACAAGGGUCAUUCUGGGACACCAGGGAAAGAUGGAGAACCAGGAGAUCCUGGUCCUAGGGGUCCUGGUGGUGGUAAAGGAGAUAAGGGUGACCCAUGUGAGGUGUGUCCCGUCCUGUCUGCAGACCUGGGCAACACUGUGGCCCUCCACGGGAACACGGGGCCCAAGGGAGAGCCUGGGGUCCCUGGGAUAGGAGAUCCUGGCCUCCCGGGUCUUCAAGGAGCAGAUGGGAAGGCAGGAGAGAAGGGAGGGGUGGGGUCUGAUGGUGUCAAAGGGGAAAAGGGUGAUGCAUGUGCUGUGUGCCCCACCCUGAGUGAAAUACCUGCUGCCAACCUUGUUGCCAUGGAACAAACCCUGAAACACAAAGGAGAGAGAGGAAAACCUGGGCUGGGACAGAAGGGAGAACAGGGGGAACCGGGAGUCAGUGGCCUGGCAGGGCUGAGAGGAGAGAAGGGUAACACUGGUGGCAAAGGAGCUGACGGUAAAACGGGCAAAGCUGGACCCAGAGGACCUAGUGGCAAGGAUGGACUGAAGGGGAUACAGGGAGAUCCAGGGAUUCCUGGUCUAGGAACUGCAGGCCCUAAAGGAGAGAAGGGUGCGUCGUGUGGGGUGUGCCAGUCUUCUCCCUCUGAGGUGGGCAGUGGGACGUCCUCCGUCAAGGUGCUAGCGGGUGAAACUGGCCCUCCAGGGCCCGCCGGGCCUGCAGGAGAGGGCACCGACGGCAAACAGGGUGUGCCAGGUCGUGAUGGUCUAAGGGGAGAGAAGGGCGACCAGGGUGAGCAGGGAGACCAAGGAUUAGCCGGCACCCAUGGAACCCAGGGCCUGCCUGGAGAGCCUGGUCGGGAUGGACUAACUGGACUGAAGGGAGAGAAGGGAGAUGCGUGUGAGAGCUGUGCGCCUGUCUCUGGACGGCAGAUGGGUGUAGGAGAGGUGCAGGGAGCCAAGGGAGAGAGGGGCAACCCGGGACCCCCAGGAGAGGGGAAAGCAGGGAAACAUGGCAAACCAGGUCUUCCCGGUGUCCAAGGGCCUAUAGGACCAAAAGGAAGCCAGGGUGACCCAGGAGUUGAAGGGGUGGGCAUCCCAGGCCAUCAGGGAGCAGAAGGACCCAGAGGCCUACCAGGGGUGGCAGGUCCUCAGGGAAUUAGAGGACUUACUGGACCAGUUGGGCCUGCUGGGGACAUGGGUCCUAGAGGAGAGGAGGGGCCUCCAGGGCCACAGGGGCCCAUGGGUGUAGGUGUUACAGGACCCCAGGGUAAAGACGGCAAAGGUGGAUCCAAUGGAAUCCCAGGAGCUGAUGGAAGAGAUGGAACUGACGGAGCCAAGGGGGACAAGGGUGAACCUGGAGACUGUAACUGUAUCAGCCCUCCAUACGCAGGAACAGGUGGACCGGGAGCACCAGGAACUAUGGGAGGAAACACGUGGCAGGGGGCUCCGGGACAACCAGGUCCUCCUGGUCCUCCUGGGCCACAGGGCUUCAUCGGCAUCACAGGACCCCAGGGUAACCCUGGCAACGACGGGGUACCAGGGCAGCCGGGUCUGCCUGGGAGAACUCAUCUGAGGCUGCCUCAGGAUGAGGACCCCAGUCGAGGAGAUGGAAAGAAGGUGUGUGAGGACUGCUCCAAGGGCUUGCCAGGGGUACCAGGCAUGGCGGGCACCAAGGGAGAGAAAGGAGACGAGGGCAAGACUGGCAUAGGCCAUGCUUCCGACGGCUGUGAGAGGUGUUUCCUAAACCAAAGGCUGCAGGGGGAGGAGGCUGCACAGGCUCCUACCACCACCAACACCGAUGGAGCUAAUGGAGGCUGCUCCGGACCAGGAACACCAGGCCACCCAGGAAUACCAGGAGCACCUGGAAUAACGGGAGAGACGGGUCCUCAGGGGCAAAGGGGACAGGCUGGAGUACCAGGAAAUAUGGGUCCUCCUGGUUUUCCUGGUCCUCAAGGCUCAUCUGGACUUACUGGUCAGCAGGGUGAGAGAGGAACAGCAGGACCACCAGGUGUGAAGGGUGAAACGGGCCCUCCAGGGACUAAUGGAUACCCAGGUUCUAUGGGACCACCUGGGCUUCCUGGCCUGAAGGGCGAGAGAGGGACACCAGGCGGUGUGGGAACGAAGGGAGAAUCGGGUCCACCAGGCAACCCAGGAUACCAGGGAAAGGCUGGAGUAGCGGGACCCAAAGGAGAGGCUGGACUGGCAGGUUCCGAUGGACCGAAGGGAGAUCAGGGCUCCCAAGGGCAACCAGGAUUCCCAGGAACACCGGGCCCCCCUGGUCCCCCUGGGAAACAAGGAAGAGAAGGACCAUCUGGACCCAAGGCUGACAAGGGUAAUGAUGGACCACAAGGUCCGCAGGGCUCGUCUGGACCUCCAGGUUCUUCUGGGUCUCCUGGCUUGCAGGGACCUCCUGGAUUUGAGGGAUUGGACGGUAAAGAUGGGAAACCAGGAAUGAGGGGUGAGCCAGGGAUUCCAGGGACGGUAGGACCCAGAGGAAUCCCGGGUUUCAAAGGGAAGCAUGGACAUGUUGGCUUCCCGGGACAGAAGGGUGAUGCUGGACCUGUAGGCCCACCGGGGACAGCUGGUAGACCAGGACUUGAAGGUGACGCCGGAGCCCCAGGGCCUCAGGGUCGACCCGGUCCCCCAGGACAGCUUGGUUCUGCAGGAGCAGCGGGGCCCCCAGGACCGGCAGGCCCAGCAGGAGUGGGUAUAAAGGGGUUGCAUGGGGACGAGUUGAACCUUAUCACUGUUUUCUCUCCUUCUUCCUCGUUCUCUCAGGGAGAACCAGGCAAUGAUGGAGCUGCGGGUAAAGACGGAUCACCUGGUCUGCCAGGAGACAAUGGACAAUGUGGUCAAAAGGGUGAAGCAGGUACUCCAGGUCAGAGAGGCGCCUCUGGGGAGCGAGGUCGCCCGGGACCCCCUGGUGGAGGUGGGUACUCCUCCAAGGCUGAUGCCCCAAUGAUGGGCCAAGUGGGACCCAGGGGAGAGAGGGGCACCCCAGGCUCACCAGGCACUGCAGGGUCCCCCGGACCUCCAGGAAUACCAGGCAAUGAUCCUGUGGUCAACUAUGACAACAUCAAGGACUUCAUUCGCCAGCAAGUCAUCAAGAUCUUUGAUGAGAGGAUGACCUACUUCAUGUCUCGUAUGCAGCAGCCACAAGAGGUGUCAUCUCCCGGUCGUCCUGGACCCCCAGGGAAGGAUGGUAACCCAGGCAGAAAUGGGAGUCCAGGAGCCCCAGGUCAGCCAGGACAGAUAGGUAGAGAGGGCCGCCAUGGACCCUUGGGACCACAGGGUCCACGAGGUCUAAAAGGAGAGAAAGGUGACAAGGGUGUAGGGGAGAUGGGUGACAGUGGACCCCCAGGAGCACCAGGUGUUCCAGGCCCCCCUGGCUAUGGUAAGAUGGGCCCCAGCGGCCCCGUGGGUCAGCAGGGGAUCCCUGGAGUCUCAGGAACCCCUGGACAGCCGGGUCAGAAGGGCAGGGAGGGCCGGUGUAACCCCUCUGACUGUAUGAGCCAACCAAUAGAGUGGAACCCUAAGGGCCCUCCCAUCAAGGGCCCCUACUAGAGAGAAAGUAUUAAAGAGGAGAAGAGGGGAGAUAGGAGAAACCAACCCAAAGACCAGAAGACACUAGAGAAAGGAGAGGAGGGGAGAUAGAAGAAACCAACCCAAAGACCAGAAGACACUAGAGAAAGGAGAGGAGGGGAGAUAGGAGAAACCAACCCAAAGACCAGAAGACACUAGAGAAAGGAGAGGAGGGGAGAUAGAAGAAACCAACACAAAGACCAGAAGACACUAGAGAAAGGAGAGGAGGGGAGAUAGAAGAAACCAACACAAAGACCAGAAGACACUAGAGAAAGGAGAGGAGGGGAGAUAGGAGAAACCAACCCAAAGACCAGAAGACACUAGAGAAAGGAGAGGAGGGGAGAUAGGAGAAACCAACCCAAAGACCAGAAGACACUAGAGAAAGGAGAGGAGGGGAGAUAGGAGAAACCAACCCAAAGACCAGAAGACACUAGAGAAAGGAGAGGAGGGGAGAUAGAAGAAACCAACCCAAAGACCAGAAGACACUAGAGAAAGGAGAGGAGGGGAGAUAGGAGAAACCAACCCAAAGACCAGAAGACACUAGAGAAAGGAGAGGAGGGGAGAUAGAAGAAACCAACCCAAAGACCAGAAGACACUAGAGAAAGGAGAGGAGGGGAGAUAGAAGAAACCAACCCAAAGACCAGAAGACACUAGAGAAAGGAGAGGAGGGGAGAUAGAAGAAACCAACCCAAAGACCAGAAGACACUAGAGAAAGGAGAGGAGGGGAGAUAGAAGAAACCAACCCAAAGACCAGAAGACACUAGAGAAAGGAGAGGAGGGGAGAUAGAAGAAACCAACCCAAAGACCAGAAGACACUAGAGAAAGGAGAGGAGGGGAGAUAGAAGAAACCAACACAAAGACCAGAAGACACUAGAGAAAGGAGAGGAGGGGAGAUAGGAGAAACCAACCCAAAGACCAGAAGACACUAGAGAAAGGAGAGGAGGGGAGAUAGGAGAAACCAACCCAAAGACCAGAAGACACUAGAGAAAGGAGAGGAGGGGAGAUAGAAGAAACCAACCCAAAGACCAGAAGACACUAGAGAAAGGAGAGGAGGGGAGAUAGAAGAAACCAACCCAAAGACCAGAAGACACUAGAGAAAGGAGAGGAGGGGAGAUAGAAGAAACCAACCCAAAGACCAGAAGACACUAGAGAAAGGAGAGGAGGGGAGAUAGGAGAAACCAACCCAAAGACCAGAAGACACUAGAGAAAGGAGAGGAGGGGAGAUAGGAGAAACCAACCCAAAGACCAGAAGACACUAGAGAAAGGAGAGGAGGGGAGAUAGAAAAAACCAACCCAAAGACCAGAAGACACUAGAAAAAGGAGAGGAGGAGUGAUAGAAGAAACCAACCCAGAGACCAGAAGACACCAGAGAAAGGAGAGGAGGGGAGAUAGAAGAAACCAACCCAAAGACCAGAAGACACUAGAGAAAGGAGAGGAGGGGAGAUAGGAGAAACCAACCCAAAGACCAGAAGACACUAGAGAAAGGAGAGGAGGGGAGAUAGAAGAAACCAACACAAAGACCAGAAGACACUAGAGAAAGGAGAGGAGGGGAGAUAGAAGAAACCAACACAAAGACCAGAAGACACUAGAGAAAGGAGAGGAGGGAGAUAGAAGAAACCAACACAAAGACCAGAAGACACUAGAGAAAGGAGAGGAGGGGAGAUAGAAGAAACCAACACAAAGACCAGAAGACACUAGAGAAAGGAGAGGAGGGGAGAUAGAAGAAACCAACACAAAGACCAGAAGACACUAGAGAAAGGAGAGGAGGGGAGAUAGAAGAAACCAACACAAAGACCAGAAGACACUAGAGAAAGGAGAGGAGGGGAGAUAGAAGAAACCAACACAAAGACCAGAAGACACUAGAGAAAGGAGAGGAGGGGAGAUAGAAGAAACCAACACAAAGACCAGAAGACACUAGAGAAAGGAGAGGAGGGGAGAUAGAAGAAACCAACACAAAGACCAGAAGACACUAGAGAAAGGAGAGGAGGGGAGAUAGAAGAAACCAACACAAAGACCAGAAGACACUAGAGAAAGGAGAGGAGGGGAGAUAGAAGAAACCAACACAAAGACCAGAAGACACUAGAGAAAGGAGAGGAGGGGAGAAGAGAGAACAGAUCAAACAGAAGACCAGAGCUACCGUCCGAUCAACAGAAAUCAUCCCAGGAGAACAAAUUAAUACUGAAGCACCAAUAGUUGGUGUGGAGGACCCAUCCCUAAUUCAUCAAAGUGUUUGCCAGUUAGCUGUCCUUCUCACCGCCUGUUAUUAUAAAGUAUAUAUGUGUAGGACCUUCCUCUAACUGAUGCCUUGGUACUGGCUGAAGUGGCUUCAAUAAAGGAGAUUGGACUCUGUGCUCUCCUCUCUUUCAUAUAUUUUCCCAACUUUAGCUGCCAGCUCUUUCUAUAUGUUAGACAUGUUUAUGUUGACAAUAACAGCAAGAGCAUAUCCAGCCUUUGAGAAACGACCUGCAAAUUCUUCCUCUUCUUCACAAUCAUCCUCAUCUUCAUUCUGAUUAUAAAAUGUGUCCAUUGGGAGUAUUAGGCAGCUACCUUGUGAUAUUCUGCUUCGAUCUAGCUUCUGUCUAGCCAUAGAAACAAAAUGAAUAGAAUUGACAUGGCACUCCCAUUUCAAAUGCCCAUUCUAAUCGUUCUAUCUCUUUGUACAUUUUGUUUGAUUUCUAUGCUUGAAUAUACUCCCUCAUCACUUGAAUGACGUCUAAUGCUUUAACAGAUCUGCACGCUUUGUCCUCAAAUCAUGGCCUUAUGAGAAGUUCUCACCUUCUCUUCCCUGUUUGCGUGAGAAGAACAUAAUGUACACCUCCCAAGAGUGCCUGUUUUGUACAUAUUUCUAUUUAUAUGUAGUAUCUUUUUAUACCUUUUGUAUUUUGUAUUUGGCGUCAACAUGGCUAAUUAACCGUGUUUUCACUAUGGUCAACUGUCAGGAAUCCACUAUGAGUGUGGUUUUUAUAAGAGUUAUUUGUUCAUAAAAUAUACAAGAAAUUGGAGAGAAAUUAUAUUUUUAUGUGAAAGUAAAUUGGAUUUCUAUAUGGUGGUAUAAUUAUGCUUUGGAAGAUAUUUUCAUGCUUGCCUUUGUAUAAAGUACAUGGCAUCAUUUUCAAAACUGCCUCAAAACUGGCAACAACAAAAAAAUUCUAGUUAUGUAGCAAUUUAUCAACAAGUCUCUUACAUUAUCAAGCUUAUUUUUGACAACAGAGCAACUGUAAAGGGAUAUUUGUUUCUCGUCCAGCACACCACUGGUUACUGUAACUAAAAUAGGGUUGCACAAUUCAGGUAACUUUCCAAAAGUUCCCAGGGUUUUCAGAAAUCCUUGUUUGGAAGAGGGAGGGGAUAAGCAGAACAUUCGGAAUCCUCCAACCAGGAUUUAUGGAAAACUGGGGACUUUGGGCAAGUUGCCGUCAUUUGGCCAUGCUUUACGGAAAUAGAUGUUUUAUGACCACCUCUCAUAGGAGAGGCUGUUUAGCAUCUUCACCCAAACCUUCGCUGGCAUCGCUGUGCCAAUCAGCUUCCCCUCGUAUCCAUUUCUGAGUACAACUUGUAUGUCUCCUGCCUUGUAUGUUGUGUUGUUUUGAAUGUUUGCAGCUUUACUUGUCAUCUAUACACUACAGGCCAGGGUGUCAGUAAGGGUGUCAGUAAGGGUGUCAGUAAGGGAUUUGUCACCAUGUUUAGAUUCAUAUGGAUGUUCUGAGUUGUUAUUGGAAGGGCCAUGAGGUUUUCCUGAUGUUUUCACUGUCCGUAGUGAUUUCUGGUCAGGAAAAUCUACUGACCCUAGUUAUACAGAACAACCACCCCAAUAGUUCUCCCCUCUUCAUUCCUAGCUUUCAAAAACAUCUUGUUGAAACAACACCACUGUUCCCCUGCUACUCUCAGUAUAUCUGUUGUGUGUUUUAUGUUGGCAUCACUUCUUGUAAAGAGAUGUUUUUUUUUAUGAAAACGUUUCAGAAAGAGUUAAUAAAAUGUUUUAAGCAGA